AUGAGGUCACUAAAAAGGUUGGAACCAACAUUGUAUACAUGCGUUUCGGCAGUUAUAACAACCUAUUCUGUGACCCUAGUAUUUGUUGCUGCUGUAUGCUAUUACGUCAAGACAUUAUAUCGUCAUAAACAAUCGGACUUACUACGGCUAAACUCUUCAGAAGCAUUAAAUAAUGAAGUGAAAAUACAUAGGAGUAAUUUCGACGGAAAUUUAGCUGAGGAGUCAUACGCGACUUCAAAUACCCCUUUUUUGAAAAGGCUUCCACAUAGAGCUAAAGCCGUAUACAAUAAGAACGUAUGUGAGUCGAGACGCAAAGGUGGUUACAGUAGCACAUUUAGUGAUGAAAAGGAAUCAGAGAAUCAGAAAAACCUUAAUACUUUGGACAAUCCAUACCGUGUUGCUUUUGCAACAGAAGACACCAGCUUGGUCCCUGACUUAAGUUAUUAUUAUAAACAAUAUGGAAUAGAAAUUGAAUCAUUCGAAGUAGUCACUGAUGAUGGAUUUAUUUUGGAUCUCUGGCAUUUUGUCCCAAAUGAAAAUCUGAAAAAGGAUCGCUCUCCGUUGUUAUUCCUUCAUGGUCUAUUGCAAAGUAGUGCAAGUUUUGCAACAAGUGGACGCAAAUCUUUAGCUUAUGAAUUAUUCAGUAGCGGCUACGAUAUAUGGCUGGGAAAUAACAGAUGUGGAUUCGAUGCCAAAAUAUCACCCAUUAAUGGUACUCGGAAAGGCAAAUGGUGUUGGGAUAUUAUUGAUCUGGUUAAGUAUGAUUUAAAGGCGUUGAUAGAAACAGUACUUCAGAAAACUGGGUUUGAAAAGGUUAGUCUCAUAGCUCAUUCACAAGGAGCCACAUUAGGUUUCUUGGGAUUAAUUUAUGGGGACCAAUUAUACGAAGGUACUGAUUUUAGGCUUGCGAACAAAGUAGAAACAUUUGCUAGUUUGGCACCUGCCAUUUAUCCAGGUCCUAUAAUAUUCCAGAAGUUAUACUUCAAAAUUAUGUCUAAGACCAUAUUUUCACCAUGGAUCUUUGGUGUAAAACAAUUCGUUCCCAUAAUGAUGCUUUGCAGAAAUAUUUUCGCCGGACACAGAUUAUACUCAAUAUACAGCUACCUUUUCUGUAGUUACUUGCUUGAAUUGGAUGAUAGAUUAUGGGACAGAAAUGUGAGAGAUAGACAUUUUCUUUUUUCUCCAUCAUAUGUUUCUGUAAGCUUAAUGCAAUGGUGGACGAGCGAUGAUCCAAGCAGAGGAGGUUUUAGAAAUUACGCUCAUCAUCUAUUCCCAGAUGACCGCACAUGGUUCGAAGGUACUGUCAAUAAUGGCAUUGAAAACCCACAAGAUAGUAAGAAACCUAAUAAAUACCCCAAGCUAUUAAUGUUUGUACCUCUGGGGGACACGUUGGUAAACGGAAGUCGACUAAUAACCCACUUUGUUACAAAAGAACCUUCGGUGAGAUACAAAAUCUGGACUAUUGAGGACUAUUCCCAUUUAGAUAUAUUAUGGGCAAAUGAUGUGCCCGAAACAAUCGGUGGGCCGUUAAUAGAUGCACUUGAAUCUGCUUUAUGA
Eremothecium sinecaudum is the source of this 1557-nucleotide messenger RNA. It is a transcript of the gene YEH1, whose product is annotated as sterol esterase. Bases 1 to 1557 code for a protein of 518 amino acids. The record is from RefSeq and is a predicted model, not a curated record. The transcript has a single exon. Gene Ontology annotation, biological process: lipid metabolic process. Lineage: Eukaryota; Fungi; Ascomycota; Saccharomycetes; Saccharomycetales; Saccharomycetaceae.